Harpegnathos saltator (Jerdon's jumping ant) is the source of this 9683-nucleotide messenger RNA. RefSeq names its product chromodomain-helicase-DNA-binding protein 1 (gene Chd1). Gene Ontology annotation, biological process: nucleosome organization. Gene Ontology annotation, cellular component: nucleus; chromatin. Gene Ontology annotation, molecular function: ATP binding; histone binding; ATP-dependent chromatin remodeler activity. The transcript is spliced from 22 exons. The coding region runs from base 1241 to 6703 and encodes 1820 amino acids. The record is from RefSeq and is a predicted model, not a curated record. NCBI's taxonomy places the organism in Eukaryota, Metazoa, Arthropoda, Insecta, Hymenoptera, Formicidae.
CACCCGAACGUGGUUCAGUCGCGUGGACGCCCGUUACGCGAUGGAAAAGCCGUCUGGUCGCUUCGCUCUUACAGUUUCUGAUCAAUCGCUACACUCAGUUUUGCAUGGCGACGUCGUUCCUAGCGUUUUUGGCUACGAUUCAUUCAGAUCGAUCACGUCACCGGGAUGAUUGUGUUGUUCGCUACUGCGUAUGCGAGAUGUGUGCUAGAGUUAAACACAAGUUCCUGAGAGCCCUCGAAAACGUGUUUAAUUAUGCCAAACGGUAUGUAUCAGUCGCUCACUUUACGUAUAUAUCACGGGAGUAACGUUGCGUUACGUUCGAAACUUUUCCUCUUCGAUGCUACGAUGCCUAUGGUAAUGACAAAAAUCAAUAUCUCGCGUGCCUCCAAUUAAAAUUCCGUACUAGAGCGGUAAUAUCGUUGAAUACGUGGUAACUCUGAUAUAUGGUACAUCUUUUCUACGAAACUACCGCUUUUUUUCGCUCUAUUUUGUAUCUGUUCUCUCAAACCUGCGUGAAAAUGAUCGAAAAAAAAAAAAAAAAGAAAGAACAGGAACGUUGUCUAGAAGGUCAUGAAAUUUCUCGAACGCCAUUUUCUACGCUUCUGCCGUAGCGCCGCGCGUAUAAGACAGCAGUCGCUCGGUGAUCGAAAAUGCGCCGCGCAUUCUGGGUAAAGAACUUCGCCACAGCUGCUCAAAAUGGCUGUCUAACGAGCGUUUCCGCUUCGCGAUCGUCCCCAACGAGCGACGGCCGGAGAGAUCACCGCGCGGUGAAGAUCGCGCCCGAGCGAUCGUGCGAUUCUAUGCGCAAAAAUUACGCGAGCGUUUCUAGGUCGAUUAAAAUUCAUUUGUUAUUUUUAUCGCGGAAUCGUCGUCGCGAAAGUAUCUCGCGUGAAAUACGCGUCAAUUCCGGUGUGCGCGCGCACACGCACAGGAUAGGACGUGGCAUGAGGAAGGGGAGGGCGAGAUGGCGCCCGCGUUGCAUGCUGGGAGUCGGGGCGAGAGGGGAAAGGAGUGCGAACGGGAACGUCGAAGGAGCUAGUCUGAUCAUAAAAUGGCGGAUGAACUCGGGAUCAUGAGCGUAUAGUGCGUGUGGUUCGAUAGUUUCCUCGAUGUCGCGUUUUAAUACAAGACUCGCCCUUUGAUAUCGUGAACGCGUAUAUCUCGGGCAACCUUAUUGUUAUAUUGACGGCGCGUCGCGGGCAGCAAUUGUGGGGUCGGAACGUAUCGUUGCAGCGCGUACAUGAGCACAAUGCAGAAGGCAUUAGAGUCUGAGUCCGGUAAGGAAUCCGGGUCGGAUUCUGAGAAUGAGAGUAAAAGCGAUAGCUCUUCUUCCGGGAGUAAUAGCGGUUCAGGAUCAGGCUCGGAAAGUGACUCUAGCUCCUCGAGCAGUUCCGGUUCCGGGUCAGGCUCUGAUUCGGAAAAGUCAGAGAAGUCGGAUGCACCUGCACACAGUGAUAGCUUCCAGAGCAAAAGCUCAAAUCACAGCACAGAGACAAAGGUUAGGGUUAAACAUGGUCGCGAAUGGGACGAGAAUCCUGACAUAUAUGGCAUCAGGAGAUCCGGGCGUUCAAGGAAAGAGCCAGAAAGGCUCGCCACGAACCGUGGGAGCGACAGCGAUAGUCGCAAGAAAUACAAGAAGAAGAGUUUACACACUUCGUGGAACUCAGAAACUUCGGAUUCAGAAUCAGAUGAUGUUGAAAAUCAAAGGCCUCCACCUAGUAAAUCUCUAAAUAGACGUGCGGCACAAAAAGCGAAAGAGAAAGCUAGAUCACGAAAGAAGCGUAUUUCAGAAUCUACUGAAUCUUCCUUUGAUAGCGAUGACAAUAGAAGACAAGUCACCAGAAGAACAGGCACGGCUGUCAGUUACAAAGAAGAAAGCGAAGAGAGAACCGAUAGCGAUGAUUUGGUUGAGGUGGAUGAAUCUAACGCCGCAUCUGCAGAACCUGACAAUGCAGAAACUGUUGAACGAAUUCUGGGACAGAGGAAAGGCAAGAAAGGGGUUACUGGCAAUAUGACGACGAUCUAUGCUGUCGAAGAAAAUGGUGAUCCUAAUCCGCAGGAUCUGACUGGUGUAGAGACUGAAGUACAGUAUUUGAUUAAAUGGAAAGGCUGGUCUCACAUACACAACACAUGGGAAUCAGAGGAAUCUUUAAAAGCACAAAAGGUCAAAGGAUUGAAGAAGUUGGACAAUUUUAUUAAACGCGAACGAGAGAUUAAGCAGUGGAGAGAAAGUGCUGGGCCAGAGGAUAUAGAUUAUUUUGAGUGUCAAUUAGAGCUCCAGCUAGAUCUCUUGAAGAGUUACAACAAUGUUGAAAGGAUUAUUGCUGAGUACGAUAAACCAGAUUCUGAGCAUCCUGAUUAUUUCUGCAAAUGGGAAAGUCUGUCAUAUGUCGAGUCGACGUGGGAAGACGGAGCUUUAAUAGUGAAAAAGUGGCCGGAAAAGAUCAAAGAAUUUCGUGACAGGGAGGAUUCUAAAAGAACGCCAAGCAAACAUUGUAAAGUCCUUAAGUCGAGACCCAAGUUUCAUCAGCUGAAAGGACAACCAGACUAUAUGGGCAAAGGAAAAGAUUUAGUACUGAGAGAUUAUCAGAUGGAUGGACUUAAUUGGAUGAUUCACUCCUGGUGUAAGGAAAACAGUGUUAUAUUAGCCGAUGAGAUGGGUCUGGGAAAAACAAUCCAAACGAUAUGCUUCCUUUAUUAUCUAUUUCACACUCAACAACUUUAUGGGCCAUUCUUACUAGUAGUCCCAUUAUCGACGAUGACUUCCUGGCAAAGGGAGAUGUCUCAAUGGGCACCCGACAUGAAUUUUGUUACUUACUUGGGUGAUGUUUCUUCCCGUAAUGUUAUCAGAGAACAUGAAUGGUGCUACAGUACGAAAAGGCUAAAGUUUAAUGCUAUACUUACAACAUACGAGAUAGUACUUAAAGACAAAACGUUUCUGGGUGCCUUAAACUGGGCAGUGCUGUUAGUAGAUGAAGCUCAUCGGUUGAAGAAUGAUGAUUCUCUUUUGUACAAAGCACUUGCCGAAUUUCACACCAAUCAUCGUCUAUUGAUUACUGGUACUCCAUUGCAGAACAGCUUGAAAGAAUUAUGGGCUUUACUGCAUUUCAUCAUGCCAGUAAAAUUUAAUUCAUGGGAAGAGUUUGAGAAGGAGCACGAGAAUGCUGCUCAGAAAGGAUAUUCCAAGCUGCACAAACAAUUGGAGCCAUUUAUUUUGCGUCGAGUUAAGAAGGACGUCGAAAAGUCCUUGCCUGCUAAAGUCGAGCAGAUUCUACGAGUGGAGAUGACUUCGGUGCAAAAACAAUAUUACAAAUGGAUACUGACUAAAAAUUAUAGCGCUUUGCGAAAAGGCACCAAGGGAUCCACUAUGACAUUCUUGAACAUUGUCAUAGAGUUGAAGAAGUGUUGCAAUCAUGCCUUUCUUACGAAACCUACCGAAUACGAGAGGAAGGAUAGUAACGAGGAUUACUUGCAGCAACUGAUCCGAGGAUCCGGCAAAUUAGUGCUUCUGGAUAAGUUAUUGGUGAGACUGCGCGAAAAGGGACACAGAGUUCUGAUAUUCAGUCAAAUGGUCAGGAUGUUGGACAUCAUCGGUGAAUAUCUGCAAAAGAAGCAUUUUCCAUUUCAAAGACUAGACGGAAGCAUAAAAGGCGAAUUGAGAAAACAGGCAUUGGAUCACUUUAAUGCCGAAGGUUCGACGGACUUCUGUUUCUUAUUAUCAACACGCGCUGGUGGUCUCGGUAUUAAUCUUGCCACCGCCGACACUGUGAUCAUCUUCGACUCUGAUUGGAAUCCGCAGAACGACUUACAAGCGCAAGCUCGAGCGCACCGAAUAGGACAAAAGAAUCAGGUCAAUAUUUAUCGAUUAGUUACCAAGAAUUCAGUCGAGGAAGAGAUCGUGGAACGUGCGAAGCAGAAGAUGGUCCUUGAUCAUUUAGUGAUACAGAGAAUGGAUACAACCGGCCGAACGGUAUUGGAUAAAAAAAACGCGGGGACCAACAGUAACCCAUUUAACAAGGAGGAUCUGAAUGCUAUUUUGAAAUUUGGCGCGGAAGAUCUGUUCAAAGAUGAGGAGGAUGGAGAUGAAGAGCCAACCUGUGAUAUCGACGAAAUACUAAAAAGAGCCGAAACGAGGGACGAAGGACCAAUGACGGUUGGCGAUGAAUUAUUAUCUGCUUUCAAAGUCGCUAGUUUUGCUGCAUUUGAAGAAGAAUCCGAACCCGUUAAUCAACCAAACGACAACGACGACGAAAGUAAAGACUGGGCGGAAAUCAUUCCGGAAAACUUCCGCAAAAAAGUAGAAGAGGAAGAGAAAUCAAAAGAGAUGGAAGAUCUCUACCUACCACCAAGAAGCCGAAAGACUCUUCAGCAAAUCAAUGAAAGCGGAAAGGGAAGAAAACGUAAAAAGCAGGAUGAAAGCGAAGAUGGCGACGAGUCGGGUAGCGAAGUAGAAGGCAGUGACGAUGAAAGACCCAAGAAAAGAGGCAGGCCAAGAGUCACACCGCGCGAGAACAUCAAAAGCUUCACCGAUGCUGAGAUACGCAGAUUCGUCAAGAGUUACAAGAAGUUCCCGGCGCCUUUGAAACGGUUGGACGAUAUCGCGGCCGACGCCGAGUUACAAGAGAAACCAAUGUCGGAGUUGCGAUUUCUGGGCGAACAACUGAAGUCUAGAUGCGAUGCGUGUUUGGCAGAGUUCGAGAAUACCGCAAAAGAGAAUAAAGGUGGCGAGGAAGAGGGCAAGGGACCUGGUCGUAAGAGAGGACGUGGGCCCACCUUCAAGAUAGGCGGUGUCAUGGUGAAUGCCAAGUCAUUCUCAGCUGCAGUUAAAGAACUCGAGCCUCUCGAGCAAGCUCUGCCAUCUGACUCCGAACAACGUGCCAAUUGGUACAUCGAUUUCAAGUUGAAACAGGCGAAUUUCGACUGCGAAUGGACUACAGAGGAUGAUUCUAGACUACUGAGGGGGAUAUAUCAACACGGUAUGGGUUCGUGGGAGGCAAUCAAAAUGGAUGCCAGUCUGAAACUUGGAGAUAAAAUUCUUUUCAACGGCAGUAAAGUACAAUUGAAACGCGUCAAUACGCGCGCUGAAUACUUACUGAAGGUUUUGAAGAAGCAAAUCGAUUUCAAGUUAGGAGUGACACGAAUCAGGAAGCCGAGAAAGCCCAAGGAGAUGAAAGUAAUUACUAAAGAGAUUGUAGAAGAGAAUGACACCUCUGGUGAUGAGAAUAAAAAACCGAAGCCUAAAGCUGAUAAGCCGACGGUCAAGAAAGAGGAUGAAGUUGUCGUAAAGAAAGAAAUUAAAGAAGAGGUUGAUGACUUGUCCGAGGAAAAAAAGAAGGAUAAAAAAAUUAAGAAGGAGAAGAAAGAAAAUAAGAAAACGAAGAAAAAUAAACAACCAGCAGGACCAAUGCAUUUUACAGCAAACAACGAACCAAGAGCUCUCGACGUACUUGGGGAUUUGGAUCCCUCGAUAUUCAAUGAGUGCAAGGAGAAAAUGAGGCCAGUAAAGAAGGCAUUGAAGGCUUUGGACAGACCGGAUGAGUCCUUAAGCCCACAGGAUCAAGUCGCUCAUACACGCCAUUGUCUCUUGCAAAUCGGGAAUCAGAUCAACACGUGUCUCGCAGAAUACAGAGAUCCUGAACAGAUCAAGGAGUGGCGAAGUAAUCUGUGGUAUUUCGUCUCCAAGUUCACCGAGUUUGAUGCGAAGAAACUUUACAAACUGUACAAACACGCGAUGAAGAAGAAUGUUGAUAGCAACGGUGGUGUUUCUUCCAGUCCCGACAAGAAAGAUGACUCGAAUGCCUCUAAGAAACACAAUGAGAGACCUCACGACAAACAUAUCGAGAAACAGCAGGCGGACGGUGGUAGUAAGGACAGUAGAAUAGGGAAACGUAAGAUCGACGAGAUCGAGGAUAACUCGAAUAGCAGUAUCUUAAGUAAGAAACAUCUAUCUGCUAUUUCUGCUGUCAGCAAUAUCAGCAGCACGUCUGCGGUUACUAUCGGUGCUAUUACGAUUACUCCUAUAACGUCGAUGCCGAAUUCCACAUCGGGUACGACCAACAGCGCAGACAUGUCGAGGCAUAAGGAACAAAAAGAGUCGAAACACAAAGAUAUGAAGAGGGACAGAGAUCGAGAUAGAGACAGAGACAGAGGGCACAAUGACAGAAAUAUAGAUAGGAUAAGAGGUGGUAAGGACGAAAGGCUUGGAAGAGACAGUGGAGGGUAUGGCAUCGGACAUUACAGCGGCAGCAGGGAGGACGAUCAUUGGCUGUCGAGAGACGGAAGAGACAUGAGAGAUAGCAGAUUCGGUGAUCACAAGCGUGAUCGCUUUGACUCGUACGGACGAAUGUCCGGCGGUUAUCAUCGAGACAGAGACCGGGAACGAGAUCGCGGUAUGCACAUGAACGACAAGAGGAAGUACGUUCAUAAUAAUGCACACUUCAACGUUUCGUCUUACGAAAAUUACGCCUCACGAGAGGAUUCCCUCAGUGAUUAUUACAGGUACUCAUCGGGACCACCGAAUUAUGGAUACGGUCCUGGUGGUUACGGCGGUGGCAGCGGUGGUUAUCCUGCCGCAGACAUGGCGUCAAGUCACUUCAGGGGACGGGGCUACCCGAGUGAUAAUUAUUCUGGCGAUUGGCGGCCGAACAAAGAUUACAGAAGAGAUUAUGAAAGGAGACCACCACCGCCAAACGCCAAUUCCUAGUGCUCCUUCCUCGCCUCCGUUUCGGAUGAGUACCGCAAACUAAUUGUGAUACCGCCAGACUCUUGUACAUAGUCUUCUACGUAUGAACGCGAGAUGUGAGGUGCACCGAAAUGAAGUGAUGUUUUUGCGUGUCACCCCAAUUGUAUUUAUAUGUAAAGACAAAUAUAUAUAUUCCAAUUCUUACUUAAUAUUUACGAGUAACGUGACAACAACCUUAUUUACACAAAAGACUACGAGAGUCCUCACGAAAAAUUUCAUAGAUAAUUAAAUUAUUUAUAAAGAAACAGGCGAAAUUGUGUUUUCAGCCCGCAUUGAAAGAUUGAUCAAAAAUUGAAUACAGGAAAUAGGUAAUCCGUUUGUCUAGGAUCCAAUCCUUCGUAUAAGUCAGAAAAUUGUGUGCGAAAUGUUGGGAAUCUGAAUUACUUCAAUCUUUUCGCCAGAAGUGUGUGUGUUUGCUUGAAACAUGCAAAUUAGAUAUUUUCAAUGUGCAAUUUUGGUAAAAUUAAUUUAUUAGAGACGAUUGAGCUAAAUAUACGGAUGUACAUACAUCUCAGUGUACUUUACAUUAUGAAUAUAAAUACGUUUUUUUCGUUACACUCGUUUUAUAUAUUUGAAUAUAUUUGUCAAGCUUCCAAAAUCAUUUAAUAUGUUUUGCAUUUUCCAUACAUUUACAAUUAUAUACAUAUGUAUGUGUUUAAUUUAGAUAUAUAUAGCCUGUUUAGAUACAUAACAUAUUCCAAUUUCAUCAUACAUACCCUAACUUUAUCAUAUGAAAGUCUGAUAAUGACGAAUUAUUUGCUUUUGUUGCUAAUACAAUUUCUAAAGUUCGACCGCGUUACAAUUACAUGUCGUGUAUAAUAAAUAUGCUUUGUCAUCAUAAGAGAAUGUUUAUAAAAUUGUACAAAUUGUCUAUUAAUUAUGCUGUUAUAUAAAUUUUCUAUGAAGACAUUGAAAUAUUGAACGGAAGGCCUCUAGGUACACACAAGGCAUCAAUAAUGUUCUCUAGUUCAGAUUUAGACAUAUUUUUUUUAUAAAAAUACGUUUCUAUACUUGUUAAUUUUGGUUAUUUGAAGAGUGCAAAAUUACAGAAGUCUUACUUAUAAAAGAAAAUAUUAGCAAUUGUAAUCGAAGCAAACGUAAUUAUCACAAAUUUAUAUUACAUUUCUUUUUGUCACUACAUCACAACACUACAAGAGUGUCAGUUAUUUUUAAUCUUAUGUAUAUUUUGUUAAUGUGUAAAUCUCAUGCACAAAACUAAGCAUUUACCAUUCUCAAGUUCAUCAUCAGCCACGAAUCAUAUUGGACGAACACCUACUUAUGAUUCCUACCCGUGAUUCCCUCAAUCGGAGCGGAAAGAAACAUUAGUGGUGCCUUGUGAGAAAUAUCGUGUCUCAUGAGGAAUAAUAUCGUAUAAACGCGAGAUGUGAGGUGCACCGAAGUAAAGUGGUGUUUUUUACGUGUCACGCCAAUUGUAUUUAUAUGUAAAGACAAAUAUAUUCCAAUUCUUACUUAAUAUUUACGAGUAACGUGACAACAACUUUAUUUACACAAAAAACUACGAGAGUUCUCACGAAAAAUUUCAUAGAUAAUUAAAUUACAUAUAAAAUUACCUAUUCACCAUAUUCCUCAUGAGGCUUCUCGAAAUGGCCAUCAAAUCAAUCUUUUGCGUUUGCCAGCAAAAUAGCAGCGCUUGAUACAUUAUCGAUCAACAAUGCGAUUAUUUCAUGUGCAAAUCAAAAGAGAAAUAAUACAUUUUAGGACAUAAUUAUAUAAAUAAUUUUCCCUUAUAGUGCUUCUAACAUUUGUGAUUUAAAGAGAACAUCAAUGAAGAAUGUGUUUUUACGUUUACUAUCUUAUUGUAUCGUAUAUAUGAUAGUUUUGUAUUCUACAUUAAAAUCAAUGUAACAUAGUGUAAAUAAUAGUGUAAGAUUGGUAACUGUCAACUAUUCCGUUUGUGUCGAACUGAGAUGAAUCACUGAGAUAGCAUUGCGUUUUCUUUACUCAGCGCGUAAAGUGUGAAGAGGUUUUUGAUACCUCAGUCUUAUCUCGGUCGAAGAAAAAGUGAAAAAUCGGAUAUAGUUUGUGACAAAACGAGAAGCCGUAUAGAGGUUUUAGCUAAAUCAUCUAAUGAAAUGUUUCUUCGGAGUAAAGAAAGAAAGGAGAACGAUAGGCACAUUUAAUAUUCGAUAUAAUUUACGUAGACAUAAAUUGCUUUAACAUUUGAAUGGGCAGCUAAUAAUUUUCUUUUUGCAAAAUAAAACCUCUUAUGCUCAUGUAACAACAAAAAUUCUAUGAAAUUCAAAUGCUUAUAAUAUUUACAAGUUUUCUGAAUUAUAAAUUAAUCUAUUAAGCGAUUAAUAUAAUCUGAUCUUUUCGCAAUAACUGAUAUGUAGAUCAUUAUGUGUGACAAAAGAUUGUCCUUACUAAGCGUUACCGUUAACAUAUAUAACUUAUUUUAUAAAUUACGCUGCGCACAUCUCGAACCAACUUAUUCAAUCGCGAAUAUCUCGCAAUUUUCGUGCGCACUUAUGUAAAUAAUAUAGCGUGUAUUAACUAAUAAAGAAAAAAAUAUAUUUGCGCGUUUACACAUAAUCAUAUUAAAGAGAAAGUCAUAUUCGCGUAUUUUGUGUCUUAAAUAAUUGUUCGGGGACAGAAAGAUAAUACGUGGGGCGGUCAUAGAAAAUACGCUGGACUAGAUUUUUAUUUGCAAGAUAAUAUUUCACGGAAGUGAGCUAUUUAUAAUUUAUUACUAGGCACAAAGAGUACCGCGACAGCUGUCGUUAUAAAAAGCAGAAUAGGGAUAUAUUGUAAAUAUUAUAAGUCGAAGAGUGAAUAAUAAGUGAGAUAUAGCAAAAUUAGUUUAAUAUCGUACAUAUAUUAGGUAUAUGUAAAGUGAUUAUAUAAUAACGUAUUUUAUCUAUCUUUAUUGUAGAUUACUCAACGUUUCUGAAAAUAUAUCUGCAUUUUUCAUGGCAGUUGA